GGUAGCAUCAGAUUGCAAUCCGGCCCGAGGAUGAACACAAAACCGCCUUUCAGACCAGGUACGGUCUGUACGAGUUUGUGGUGAUGCCUUUCGGCCUUUGCAAUGCUCCUGGCACCUUUCAGCACGCUAUGAAUCGGAUAUUCCAUGACUACUUGGAUAAGUUUGUCAUCGUGUACCUCGAUGACAUACUUAUUUUUAGUAAGACUAUCGAGGAGCACGUUGCGUACUUGGACAAAGUCCUCAGUCUCCUGCGACAGCACAAGUUCAACGUCAACGGUGAGAAGUGCGAGUUUGGCCGCACCCGUGUCUUGUACUUGGGUCAUGAGAACUGCGCGGAAGGGUUGAAGCCCGAUGACGCGAAGGUGGCUAGCAUUCGUGAUUGGCCACGUCCUCAGUCUGUGACUGAGAUGAGAUCUUUCUUAGGAACGACAGGCUACUACAGGACCUUCGUUAAGAACUAUAGUAUAGUGGCCGCUCCUUUGACUAAUCUGACGCACCUUGACACCCCAUGGGCAGAUGAGUGCGAGGCUGCUUUCAGACAUCUGAAGCAUGCGUUGACACACUAUAAGGUCUUGAAACUUCCUGAUCCUGAUAAGCCGUUUAUAGUCACCACGGAUGCCAGCCAAUAUGGCAUUGGCGCCGUGCUCGCGCAGCAAGAGGGGCCAAAGUUAAGGCCUGUAGAGUACAUGUCCAAUAAAAUGUCGUCUCAGAAGUUGGCUAAGUCCACCUAUGAGAAGGAACUCUAUGCGGUUUACAAGGCUCUGACCCAUUGGAGGCACUAUCUCCUUGGGAGGUUCUUCAUCCUCAGGACUGAUCAUCAGACCCUGAGAUGGAUGAGAACUCAGUCGGUACUCUCUGACGCUCUCAAGCGUUGGAUCGAAGUCAUUGAGCAGUAUGACUUUGACCCUCAGUAUCUGAAAGGGGAGUACAACAAGGUUGUUGAUGCCUUGUCGCAUAAACCUGAUUUCUCAGGUGCGCUGAUUACUGAGUUCGAUCUGACGGACAAUGUUACUCAGUCCUUGGUGGAGGCCUAUCACGAGGACCAGUUCACGUCUGAGAUCAUACGUAGACUUCAGGCGAAGGACAAAAAAAACUCAGCCGAGUUUGAGUUGGUCAAUGGCUUGCUGUUCCUUGAGAAGGCAGGGAAUAAACGAUUGUGUGUCCCUAAUAGCGAGUCUUUGCGUAGCUUAUUUUUAGGUGAGUGUCAUGAUGCCACCGACCAUUUUGGAUACAAGAAGACCGCAGCUAAUCUGCAGCAGCGGUUUUGGUGGCCCACGAUGAUGCGAGAUGCCCAACUGUACUAUGGAGAUUUGUCAAGUCUACCAGAGGGACAAGCCACGUACGCAGGCUCCUCUUGGGUUUUUGAAGCCCCUUCCGAUUCCGGAACGGCCUGGGAUAUCCGGUUUACAAGUGAAUUGUGGAAGGCCGCUGCUGCAGAGCAGGGAACCCGGUUGCAAAUGACUUCUGGGAACCACCCAGAGGCCAACGGCCAGGCGGAGCAAUUGAAUCGCGUUGUACAACACCUGUUGAGGCAUAACAUCAAGCCGAACCAGGUGGACUCUGAUGAGAAGCUUGCUCUCAUCGCCAGCCUGUACAACAAUGCUGUACACAGCGCCACUGGGGUGAGCCCGAACAGUUUACUAUUGACUUUCAAGCCUAGACUGCCCCUAGACUUUCUCCUUCCUGAGAAUCAAUCAACUGCUGCACCAGGUACUUUAGAGUUUGCCUACAGAUAUGAACAGAAAAUGCAGCAGGCGGUAGAGCAGAUGCAGAAGGCACAGGCAGCAAUGAUAGAGUCUGAGAACAGACACCGCCGACCUUCUACGUUUCAGGUUGGGGACAGAGUUUGGGUAAAGUCCUCAGAACUGGGACAGGAGUACGGGAUUUCCCGUAAACUCAUGCCACAGUACUUUGGACCAUGGGAAGUCUUAGAUAUUGUCGGGACUGAUCCAAAUGGGCCAUCUUAUGUAAUCCGAAUCCCAGGUCAUCUUCGUACUUACCCUGUCUUUCACGCCUCCAAACUUGCACCUUUCAAAGAAACUGAUCAGUUUCCAUCUUGCCGCUCAAUGCUGCCCCCAACCUUGGACGGAGAGGUGGACAUUGAUGAUAUCGUGGACCACAAGGAGCUGCAGACGGCAAGACCAACAGGUAGAGGACGUCCUCCGAAACCGAAGCUGUAGUACCGCGUUCGGUUCCGACAUCACACUAAUCCGAAGGAGGACCGCUGGUUCACAAGGGAGGAACUCAUGCAGACCGCUCCG
This is a messenger RNA of Chara braunii, 2261 nucleotides long. The record is from the annotation of a GenBank genome assembly. Lineage: Eukaryota; Viridiplantae; Streptophyta; Charophyceae; Charales; Characeae.